AUGUUCUCGCCUGCUGUUGGCAGAGCCGCCCGCUCUGCAAACGUAUUCUCUGCUGCGCCAGCGACUUCCUUCGUCUUCACCCGCUGCGCCCGCUCUGCGCUGAGCACCAGCACGGCGCCGCAACAACCCUUCCGACCCAGUCACCAGCGGCGCUACUCGUCCUCGAAGCCAUCAACCCCUCCGAAUAGCAAGAAAAAGCCCACCGAGUUAGAUCAGAAUGCCACUGCAGAGCUUCAGGGUGCAGGGAAGAGGUCCAGGGAGACGAAGAAGCUGAAGGAGCCCUCGACGGCUACCACAGGCAACAACGUGCCCUUUGUACCACCAACAAACCACCUCCGGGAAGAUGAUGUCAAACUAUCCGCCUUCUUUGGCCUCCACCGCCCCAUCUCCAUUUCACGCUCCUUCCCCAACUCCACGUCGACGGCUGAGUUUGACGCCUUCUUCGAUGUGAACCGGGCAAACGAUGUCCAAAGAAUGGAAGCCACCAAGAAUAUCCUUAGUGGCUUCCUGAAUCGCAUACACGCCGAGAUAGACGCACAAGAGGAGCAACGAGCCGACGCAAUACAAUCAGAACAGGUGGUUUACCACCUCGAUGUUCAGCCCACAAAAGAAAGUGUCGAGGACUGGGCUGCCCGCCUCGUUCCCUUCCAACCACCUGCGGCACCCCAGCCGUAUGAUUCACUCGCGAGCGCGACUGAGGCCGAGUCCUACUCUGCCGAAGGUCUCUCCGCCAGCAUCAAUCAGCGCAUAACUGAAGUCCCGCUGCCUUCGGAAGAGAGCCGGCCAAGCACAUUCCGGGAGCACGUUGCGCGGCGAAGAUAUGGCAUGUACAUGAUUAGUGUAAAGAGGCAACGAAAGCUCAAGAUGAAGAAGCACAAGUACAAGAAGCUCAUGAAGCGGACUAGGCUAUUGCGGAGGAAGCUGGAUAGGACGUAG
Messenger RNA from Alternaria atra, 936 nucleotides. RefSeq lists its product as uncharacterized. The coding region runs from base 1 to 936 and encodes 311 amino acids. Lineage: Eukaryota; Fungi; Ascomycota; Dothideomycetes; Pleosporales; Pleosporaceae. Gene Ontology annotation, cellular component: mitochondrion. The transcript has 2 exons. The record is from RefSeq and is a predicted model, not a curated record. Gene Ontology annotation, biological process: mRNA processing.